Molecule: messenger RNA, 2136 nt
Organism: Contarinia nasturtii (swede midge)
Lineage: Eukaryota; Metazoa; Arthropoda; Insecta; Diptera; Cecidomyiidae
Product: ubiquitin-conjugating enzyme E2Q-like protein 1
Exons: 5
Coding region: 1051-1755 (234 amino acids)
Source: RefSeq, a predicted model, not a curated record
AAACGCAACACAUGUAAAAUGUAACAAGCUGAUAUCGCGUCAAUUCAAAGCAGUGAAGCAUUUUAAUUGAGUUUUUUUCCAUCGAACAAACUUAAAAUGAAAAUAGUUGAUUUACAUAAAGACAUUUUCGGAUGGCGAAAAAAAAUGAUUUAAUUUGUGUUGUAGAAAUCAGUUCAACUAUGAUAACUUUGGCAAGUGAAUAAAAAAAUUAAAUUUUCCGACAUCUGUGAGCAAAGAACAACAAAGAAAAAUUGUAAAUGAAACAAUCGACAUAAAAACUAGCUUUUUCAUAUGAAUCAUGUAUAAAAGCCAGCUUUGAUCGAAUAUAUUUUUUUUUCGUGAAAAAGAUUUCAUUCCUAAAGUAAUAUAUACAAACGCGCCAAAUGGUUGCAAAAAAAGAAGAACCGCUGUGAAUAAGUGAAAUUCCUAUAGUUAAUUAUAGCCGUCGGGAAUAGCGCGUUUUUUGUUUGAACUUUGAGACAGAUUAAACAGUUAAUGCCAUUAAAUGAAUUAAAGUCCAAUGAUAUAAAAAGGAUAUUUUGUUGGGCCGCACGACCAAUUCCAUUGCCCGAAUAUUGGAAUGUUGACUCUAAGUGCUGCGAUUCUGCUGGUCGUUGAAUGUGAUUUGAUUUAGAAAUGUUAAAUUACGUGCCAUCCUCAAUGUUUUCCACAUUUGGUGUAGCACAUCAACACACUUUAGUUUUAUGAAUGAAAUGCGAAUCAAAACAAUAGAAGAAAGAAGGUCAAAUCGCGACUGCGCAUAAAGUUGCUACUGCUGUAAGCGACGAUUCCAACACACAUCUCCCGUAUUUUUCUAUCGCAUUGUUUGGCUGUAAGAUGAAAAUAGAAUAUUUUUUUCCAUUGAAAGCAUCAGUACAUACAUGGUCGUUUAUCUGAGUGCAUCGAUUUUGUCGUCGUCGCAAUUCUUCGAAAUUCAUUCGUACAAAAGUUAAAAAAAUACCACAAAAUCAGUGAAUUUCGAGUGUGCAGUGAUUUUUUUUCUCUAUAUUUUGGAAUAAACAAGAAAAAAUCAUCACCAUCGUCGUCAACAUGUCAUUCCGUCCAAAAGAGCGGGUUUUAUCAGCACUACGAAAACUUUUCCACAAAACAUCAGCAAACAGACGCGAAGCGAACAAUGGUGCUGCAAGUAGUAGUAAUACAUCAAAAAGUCCUGCAAGAAAAUCUCGACGUGGAAUUUCACCAAGUCCGAGUCAAAAGUACCCAACUAAAGCCAAUGACAAAACAAUUCGCGCCAAGCGACUGAUGAAAGAGCUUAAAGAGAUCCAGCGCGCAUCUCGUCUACAGAAAAAUUCAUUUUCGGUAGAGCUGGUCAAUGAUAACUUAUUCGAGUGGUAUGUUCGAGUGUAUGACAUUGAUCAGGAAUCCGAGUUGAAAUAUGAUAUGGAAGAGCAAAAUAUUUCACACAUUCUUCUGCAUUUAAUAUUUCCGGAUAAUUUUCCAUUUUUGCCGCCAUUUAUGCGUGUGGUCGAACCAAAAAUUGAGAAAGGCUUUGUGAUGAACGGUGGCGCCAUUUGUAUGGAACUUUUGACACCACGUGGAUGGGCUAGCGCUUAUACAGUUGAAGCAGUUAUUAUGCAAUUUACCGCUAGUUUAUCCAAAGGUCGGGCACGAAUUGCACGCACAAAAAAAUCAGGCAAAGAUUUUAGUAAACAAUCAGCAGAAGAGGCGUUCCGAUCACUAGUGAAAACACACGAAAAAUACGGUUGGGUUACGCCGGCCCAAAGUGAGGGUUAAUUUGACAUCAAUUGAAAUCAAAAUGAGGAUAAAUAAGGUUGAUCGAAGUAUUGCACAAAAAUAAUACGUUAUUUGUUUUGGUUUAAAUUAAAAUGAAAAGAUUGUUACCAGUCAAAGUUCGACGUAUGCUCCACCUGGAUUCGGCCGCAUUUUGUCACAGAGACAAUACAAAAUUAUGCAAGUGACAUACUUUGACUACAUUGACUUUUAAUUAUUGUAUCUUUAAAAAUUAAUAUAUGUUUAAAAAAAAAGUGACAACAAAACAGAAUAUUUCCAAUGUUCAACCCAGCGAUAGAGCUAAGUCUGGCAUCUACAGGUUAAAUUUGGAUAAUAAAAAGAAACAAAAACAAUAAAUGUUCAAUAAAAUUGUAUCAAUGCGAA